UCCUUUUACAGACACUGACACAGGCAGCAUUAUGAUGAUGUCAAACUUUUUACUGCUGGUGACGCUGGGACUCCUUGUACAGGAAUCAAUGGCAGAUAUAGUUCUGACUCAGUCUCCAGCAGCUCAGUCAGUUCAGCUGGGAGUCACUGUCUCUAUCAGCUGUACAACCAGUCAGAGUGUGAGCAACUACCUCCACUGGUACCAGCAGAAACCUGGCCAGGCUCCUAAACUUCUGGUUUAUUAUGCCACAAGUCGCCAGUCUGGGAUUCCUGAUCGUUUCAGUGGGAGUGGAUCUGGGACUCAGUUCACACUGAAAAUCACUGGAGUCCAGGCUGAAGAUGCAGGAGAUUAUUACUGUCAGCAAAGCAGUAGCUCGCCGACACAAAUCAAUGGCAGAUGUAGUUCUGACUCAGGAUCCAGCAGCUCGAUGAUGAUGUCAAAUAUUUUACUGCUGGUGAUGCUGGGACUCUUUGCUCAGGAAUCAGUGGCAGAUAUAGUUCUGACUCAGGAUCCAACAGCUUGGUCUGCUCAGCUGGGAGACACCGUCUCUAUUAGCUGCACGGUCAGUCAGAGCGUUCUCGGUGGCAACUUCCUCCACUGGUACCAGCAGAAACCUGGUCAGGCUCCAAAACUUCUGAUUUAUCGUGCCACAAGUCUCCAGUCUGGGAUUCCUGAUCGUUUCAGUGGGAGUGGAUCUGGGACUCAGUUUACACUGAAAAUCACUGGAGUCCAGGCUGAAGAUGCAGGAGAUUAUUACUGUCAGAGUUUGCAUCAGAUCGGUGGUAUCUGGGUGUUCACACAGUGAUACAGAGCCGUACAAAAACCUCCCU
Messenger RNA from Anguilla anguilla (European eel), 830 nucleotides. RefSeq names its product immunoglobulin lambda-1 light chain-like. Gene Ontology annotation, biological process: immunoglobulin production; immune response. Bases 32 to 805 code for a protein of 257 amino acids. The record is from RefSeq and is a predicted model, not a curated record. Lineage: Eukaryota; Metazoa; Chordata; Actinopteri; Anguilliformes; Anguillidae. The transcript is spliced from 5 exons.